UAACGGCACCGCCAUCGCAGUCACUCAACGCGAGCGUGCUGCGGCGGGCGUUCUAAAAACCGUGGUUGUGGCGGCACCAGAAUUUUGUGGGCAAAAAUGUGAAAAUCAUGAACAUUUUUAAUGCUGAAAAAAAAAAAACGAGCAGAAAGAUAAAAUGAAAUAUAAUUUUAUAUGAAACAAAAAAAAAAUGAUUGCAAAUGAUUGAAAUAUUUACGUUUAAAAUAUUCGCUUUUUACUUUAAAUUUAUUUCAUUAUGGGAAAAAAUAAAAUAAUAUAACUGAAAAACUAGCAGUGAAAAUGAGCAGAUUCUCCUAAUCCAGCUUUUUAAUGAGUAUUUAUUGCAAACAUAAAAAAGAUGUGUUUGUAGAAAAGAAAAGAAAAAAAGCAAAUAUCAGCCACAAUUUAAAAUUGAAAUAUUUGUCUGGUUACAAAGCGCUGAAAAAAUUUCCAGUUAAAAUAAUGACACACGCACUUUCAUUAAAAAAAAAUAAUAGUCAAAUAAAAUAAAAAUCAGUUUACCCCCAACCAUUGAAUUAUCCAUGAAAUUCCUACUUUACAACCGACAAAAGUGAUUUUCCCAAUUAAAAAAAAAUAAAUAAAUAACUCGUUAUGCAUAUUUGUAUUUAACUUGUAUAUGGCUGCAACAACAAUAUCUCGUUCCAAUUCCACUUGCAGCACCUACAGUGACUCGGCAGCCGCGUCCAGUGAAACUUUAGACGCCGCUUCGGUAGCUUCGCCCACUAUGACAGACGCUGCUGCACCUUCCGCUGUGAGCACAUCGCUCAGCUACCAGGACGAACAACAGCCGCAGCAGCAUGUGAUGCGCGCACACCUCAGCAGUCAUCACCACUAUCACCUGCCGCAUCAGUUCCAACAUCCACACCAUCAGAAUCAUCAUACGCACGGUGGUGUACCCGUGGCUACGCCUACUGUGCCCGCCAGCUAUGCGGGGACACAACAUCUACUGCACCACAAAGCCACAACCUAUAGCAGCAGUGCAUUGGAUGAGGAUAGCAGCGGUAGCGUGAGUGGUGGUAGUGGUCCAACUCCACCCGCCAAGCCGCCACACAUUCAGGAACGUCGUUCACCGCCCAGCGCGCCAACAACCGCAGCAACGUCUAGUCUUAUGCUGAUGCCAGGUGCUGUGUCGACCACCUCCGUAUCGCCAGGACGCUUGACUGCACGCCUACGUGAUUCGGGUUCACAUCAUCGUGUCACCAUCGAUGAAUCGAAUAUACCAACAUCUUCGGCGGCGAGUCAUCAAUUGGAUAUUAGUGGUGGCGGUGGGGGCGGUGAUGAUGGUGAUGCUGGUAGUGGUGGUGGCGGUGGUGGAGCUGGCGGUUCGGGGCCACCAUCGCCGGGUUCAUCAAAUCGCAGGCUUUCCUCGGCAUUGGGCGAUGACCGCCAGACGGGGCAUUUAGCUUUAAUGUAUCACUCGCAUCAGUUAACCAGCUAUCCGGUGUUGCCGGCCAUUAAGCGGACGCAUCGACCGUCAUUCAUAUAUCCGCCAAUGCCGCGAGUCAGAGCUGGUGAUGCUUUGGCUACACUUUUCUCUGCAUUGUAUGGCAAAUUGUUGGUGGUAAUGGGCAUCGCCUUUCCCAUGGCUGAAGUUAUAUCCACUUAUAUACCACCUUCGUUUUAUGAGGUGUAUUACUUAUACUUGUACAUUGGAAGUAUGAUAUUCCUGCUCUUCAUGUAUGCCACACUGCUGUGGGGUCGUCCGAAAAUCCCGGCAAAUAUAACAUCACCAAGCAAAUCCGCGUCAAAAGCGCGUUCCUCUACUGCCUCGGAUAGUAUGGAUGAAUCGGACACUGACAGCAAUUCGAUGCAUAACAAACGUAUACCGACGGUUAUACCCGCCCGAAGGCCCUCGCUGCUGGCACCGCUCGGUCGACAACAUCACUAUGGAUCCUUCUAUCUGCGUAUGGGUGCAGUGGCCUUCGGUAUUGGCAGCAUGAUUUAUUCGGGCUUGGAGUUUGGCCAGUAUUUCGAAUUGAAUCCGGACACCAAAUGUCACAAUGUACUUUUGGCUUUGACACCAGCGACGCGCAUGGCUUUCAUUUUCAUACAAAUGUACUUUAUAUUCCUGAAUAAUGAGCAAAUCAAAGUCUACCGCUACAAGAUAAUCGCCCGCUUCGGUCUCAUGCAUAUGAUUGGCACCAAUUUGGCCGUUUGGCUGAAUGUACUCAUACAGGAAACGAAACACGAAAUUCUCACAUUUUACAACCCGGAAAAUCGCACACUACGCAUAUCACAUCGCAUUCCGGGCCAUUCGCGCGGACAUGCCAUUGCACCGGCGGUCAUUACAUCCGAUCCGACGGCACAUUUGCGUGUGCCGCGUGGCCUCAAGGGUCCGUAUCAAAUUUUCGAGUGUCGACGAACCAACAUACUCGGCACUCUCGUACAAGAUGCUUCGCCAUUUCUCUUUCCCUGCACCAUUGAGUAUUCACUCAUUUGCGCCGCCAUUCUGUAUGUGAUGUGGCGUAGUAUUUCGCGCCCGCAAACACCAGCGCCACAACGUCCGGAUACGAUCAGUUCGCCGAUGAAGCGUUCUCCACAUCACUAUUCGGUGGAUUGUGCGCGCGCGCACAAGGGUCUCUUCGUUGGCAUACUCAUACUCGUGCUGACCAUCAUUUCGCUCAUUCUCUUCUUCGUGUUGAUCUCGCGACCGGAUUUUGUCGCCCUGGCCGUCACCGAAGUGACCAUCUGUGAGCUGCUCAUCUACGGCACUGCCACCAUAGCGACACUCAUUGGCAUGAUACAAAUAAGGCAUCUGCAGUACGAUUGGUAUCGCAGCUUCUCCUUGGAUGAUAUUCUAUUAGUCGGCGCACAGACUGGCUCCUUUUUAUACAACAUCUUCACGGUAAUUGCGGGACAUUUUACACUACGCAGCGACGAUAUGCUAGUGCCCUUGAAUGCACUCGCCUCCAUUGUGCAAACUGCUUGCCAAACGUUGUUCAUAUUGGAUGCCAGCCGGCGGCAGGCCAUCACACCGGAGCAUAUACGUAAGAAACCUGGACGAGAAAUUGUGACCUUUAUGCUGGUGGUGAAUUUAGCCAUGUGGGCUAUUAGUACGCUGGAAAAAUCACGCGCCGAAUCACAUCCCAUACAAUUGAAUUUCUACGGCCUUUGGGCGUGGACGAUAAUUACGCAUGUCUCCAUGCCAUUGGCAAUAUUCUAUCGUUUUCACUCAACUGUUUGUCUGUGUGAAAUCUGGAAGAGGGCUUACAAACUCAAACCGGCCUAUAUGUGAGAGUUUGCGCGCGAGCGCAUUGCAAGCAUUGCGCAACAGCAACAAUUCUGUGAAGAUCUCAAAACCAAUCUGUCGUACUGUUAUUGCUCGACAACACUGGCCGGUGGCGAACUCGAAACCGUCGAAGAGGCGGAGAGUGGCGAGAGCAACGGCUACGAAGAAGAUGACGAGGGUGAGGAUGGUGGCAAUGGCGACGUUGGUGGCGCUGGUACCGAUACAACCACAGCGGUGCUAGAGGGUGGCACCGGUACCGGCACUGUAGCAACCGAAGAAGAGGAAUUGGAGACAACGGACGGUGAUGAACUGGAAGUGACACAACGACCAAAACAAUCGAAAUCAAAUGGCCGUGAACAGAAAAAACAGCAGCAACAGCAGCAACCCAGACAACGACAUGUCAAGUUAGUGGACGGUAAUGGUGGUGAUGGUAGUGGUGGUGGUGGUGGUGGUGGUUUCAGUGGUAAACCUGCCCCAUUUUGUCCGGUAUUCGUAAUAAAUGGUGAAUGAGUUUACGAGGAUUUUGAGUUCAUCGAUGCGGGUAGCGAUCGCGAGCUCACAUUCGUUUAAGGCGGCAGUGCACAAACAGGCAUUUAGGGCGUUUAGGGCGUGGAGGGACCAUAGGAAAAGUAUAGGGUUUGGAUUAAAAGUACGAUCAGCGCUUAGAUAGAAAACAAGAAGCCGCGAACUUUACUAAUAGUUGUGUUAUGCAUAGAGGGGAAAAGAUGUAGAAUUUCUUUUUCGAAGCAAACAUAUCCUGCGAGUUUAGUACUUGAAAUUUAUUAAAUAAUUAAAUAAAAUAAAAAAAAAUGGCAAGUCAAAUUUUAGCGCAAAACUAAAGUGAAAAGUAACUCAAAAACACCAAAACCAAAAAAAAAACGUAGUAGCAUAAAAAAGUGUAGCUGCUCAAAAACUUGGUAUCUAUGUAAGGCAGAUACCACAGUAUUUUUUGUUGGGACUUGCAAGACCUGUGGUUUAAUGUAGGGAAAUAACCAUAGCCUGUUUGUGAAGAAAGCGCAAGUUUGCUUAUUAUUUUAUAGCUAAAAUCUGGCGUUUGUUAAAUAAAAUAGUGAGUGGUUAAUAUGGUUAAUAUGCUCACAAAAAUGGUAUAAAUCAAAGAAGCAAACUUUUCAAAAACGUUGAACAAUUUUUGAAAAUUUCAAAAAAAUUUAAAAAGUUACAAACUAAAUAAAUA
Molecule: messenger RNA, 4442 nt
Organism: Anastrepha ludens (Mexican fruit fly)
Lineage: Eukaryota; Metazoa; Arthropoda; Insecta; Diptera; Tephritidae
Product: proton channel OtopLc-like
Exons: 6
Coding region: 635-3253 (872 amino acids)
Biological process (GO): proton transmembrane transport
Cellular component (GO): membrane
Molecular function (GO): proton channel activity
Source: RefSeq, a predicted model, not a curated record